Calliphora vicina (urban bluebottle blowfly) is the source of this 1501-nucleotide messenger RNA. It is a transcript of the gene Amyrel, whose product is annotated as Amylase related. The record is from RefSeq and is a predicted model, not a curated record. Gene Ontology annotation, biological process: carbohydrate metabolic process. Bases 1 to 1497 code for a protein of 498 amino acids. The transcript is spliced from 2 exons. Gene Ontology annotation, molecular function: alpha-amylase activity; cation binding. NCBI's taxonomy places the organism in Eukaryota, Metazoa, Arthropoda, Insecta, Diptera, Calliphoridae.
AUGUUUAAAAUAUUUAAAAGUUUAAUAACACUAUUACACUUAGCCAUAUUCCUGCAAUGCAGUGCAGCUCAGCAUAAUCCUCAUUGGUGGAAUAACCGCAAUACCAUAGUCCAUCUAUUCGAAUGGAAAUGGCUGGAUAUAGCCCGGGAAUGUGAAGAGUUUUUGGCGCCUAGAGGUUAUGCGGGCGUACAAGUGUCGCCGGUGACGGAAAAUGUUAUUGUGGCAAAUCGUCCCUGGUGGGAACGUUAUCAACCGAUCUCCUAUAAAUUACUAACACGUUCGGGUACGGAACAAGAAUUUUCGGAAAUGUGUCGUCGUUGCAAUAAUGUGGGCAUACGUAUUUAUGUGGAUGUUCUUCUAAAUCAUAUGGCUGCCGAUCAAUAUCAAAUGGCUGUGGGCACGGCUGGCUCUAUAGCUGAUCCGGCUGCGAAAUCUUUCCCUUCAGUACCCUAUACUGAAUUAGAUUUUCAUGCCACUUGUGAGAUUUGGGAUUGGAAUGAUCGUUAUCAGGUGCAAAAUUGUGAGCUGGUGGGUUUGAAAGAUUUGGAUCAGAGCAAUGAAUGGGUUAGAGAUUGUUUGGUAGAGUUUUUGGAUCAUUUGGUGGAGUUGGGUGUAGCUGGAUUCCGUGUGGAUGCAGCCAAACAUAUGAAGGCUUCAGAUUUGGAAAUAAUCUACAAACGUGUUCGUGAUUUAAAUGUUGAUCAUGGCUUUGAGCCCAAUUCCCGCCCCUUUAUCUAUCAGGAAGUUAUUGAUCAUGGCCAUGAAACUGUUAGCAAAUAUGAAUACAAUCUAUUGGGUGCUGUUACAGAGUUUCAAUUCUCCGAGGAAAUUGGUAGAGCAUUCCGUGGCAAUAAUCAAUUGAAAUGGCUAAGGAACUGGGGUCCUCAGUGGGGUUUCCUGCCCAGUGAUCACGCUUUAGUAUUUGUGGACAAUCAUGAUAAUCAGCGUGAUGGCGGCCAGGUUUUAACCUAUAAAAAUUCUAAACAAUACAAAAUGGCCACUGCUUUUGCAUUGGCUUAUCCUUAUGGCAUAACACGCAUUAUGUCUUCCUUCGAUUUUACAGAUCGUGAUCAGCCACCACCACAUACAAAUGAACAAGAGAUUCUAUCUCCAGAAUUUGAUGAGUUAACGGGAGCUUGUCUUAAUGGCUGGAUUUGUGAACAUAGAUGGCGCCAAAUCUAUAAUAUGAUUGAGUUUAAAAAUGUUGUGGGUCCAGCGGGCAUAAAUGACUGGUGGGAUAAUGGUGAUAAUCAGAUUGCCUUUUGUCGUGGUGAUCGUGGUUUUGUGGCUUUCAAUGGCCAGCAAUAUGAUUUGAGGCAACGUUUAAUGACCUGUUUGGAGCCGGGUUUAUAUUGUGAUGUUAUUACGGGCUCUAAAAUCAAUGGCAAAUGUACGGGCAAGACAAUUGAAGUGGAGUUGUGGGGUUAUGCUGACAUUUUUAUUGGUUGGCAAGAAGAGGAUGGUGUGGUGGCUAUACAUAGAGAGUCUAAAUUGUAAAUAA